UUUAAUUUUAUUUAUUUAUUUAUUGUCAUUUUGGUGAAUGGGUCCUUUAAUUUCUCUUCUUUCUCAUCUCUGCUGAUGAAAAUGCCCCUGGUUGUCAGCUGCAGAGUGUGUGAUUUGCCUGACCUAAUGGUUCAUUUUCACAGCAGACAUCUUGACACGUUUUUAGCAGGGAGAGCACAGGUGUGAGCAAUAACAUUAACAAUGGCAUUCCAGUUAGGUGUUCCAGGCCCAGAGCCCUGGUGUUGUUCUCUGGCAUGGCUCACCACCAGCCUUAAAUGGAAUGGAGCAAUCAUUAAUGUUACUGCUCACACCUGUGCUUGUCCUACUAUAAUAAGUCAAAACAGAAGAGUCUGUCUCGCACAUAUUGUACAUGCAGGCAGAUACCUGUCCGUACAAUCAGGUCUUUGACUCUCUGAACUCCCCACACGCCUUCUCUCUUUCUCUGUCCUCCCUUCAUGGUCUGCUGGCUGUAGUCUGCGUCUCUCUCAUCCUGGCCUCCACCCUCUUACCUCCUCUACCACCGCCCACCCCCAGACUCACACACACUCCCACACACAACCUCCAGAGCCCUUUGCGUCUCUGGUCCAGGUCUAGAGGAAUGUUGAGUGUCUCUAUAGCCCCCCUCCCUGGAGAUUAGACUUCACCAUGCAUGUCCCCCAGUCACUUCAUUCCAUUCCAAAGUAUGCCCCCCCCCACCUUCUACCCCCUCUAAGAGCUGCUGCAUUUUUAUCUGAGCCCGGUGAUUGUGACAGAUUGGCCAAAAUGACACACAUACGCAGACGCACAACUUAUGGACACACGCUGAGGCACAAACGGAGGGGAAGCUGGUUUCUGCCCAGGGAGGGGCCAGGCAGCGCCACGGCUCUGGCUAUAAAACCCUCCCAGGAUGAGCCCAGUGUCCUGCCUUGAUCUGGACAGUACCUCCUUCCUCUGUGCCAGGACGCCGUCAGGACAGGCAGCAGACGAGCCUCCAACAUGAACGACAUCUACAAGGCAGCGGUUGAGCAGCUGACAGAUGAACAGAAAAAUGAGUUCAAGGCCGCCUUUGAUAUCUUCGUCCAAGAUGCGGAGGACGGCUGCAUCAGCACCAAGGAGCUAGGGAAGGUGAUGAGGAUGCUGGGCCAGAACCCCACACCGGAGGAGCUGCAGGAGAUGAUUGACGAGGUGGAUGAAGACGGGAGCGGCACUGUGGAUUUCGAUGAGUUCCUGGUCAUGAUGGUGAGGUGCAUGAAGGAUGACAGCAAGGGGAAGUCAGAGGAGGAACUGGCAGAGCUUUUCCGCAUGUUUGACAAGAACGCAGAUGGUUACAUUGACCUGGAUGAGCUGAAAAUGAUGCUGGAAUCUACAGGGGAGGCAAUUACCGAGGAUGACAUCGAAGAGCUGAUGAAAGACGGGGACAAGAACAACGACGGCAAAAUUGACUAUGACGAGUUCUUGGAGUUCAUGAAAGGAGUGGAGUAAUCCUGAACCAGAGAAGAUUCAGAGUGUUAUUUUUGUAUUUGUCUGUGACUCCACGGUCAUCUGUGCAAAAACCGGAAGCUGAUUUUGGAUGCCUCAGAACGACUUUGCAAGAUUUAGUCAAAUACUGUAUCUGAAUGUCUCUGUAUUUUUCUACCACCUCUUGCAUUGUUGUAAAUACAGAUUGUAACUACUUUUGGUGCCCACGUACACUGAAUUUGUGUAAAUGUAUCCAAAUUACUUAUAUUUUAAAGAGAGGACUCAUCCCAUACUGGUUUGGCUGCUUGAAAUAUGAACUUUGUGUUUGCUUUCCGGCUAAAUCUUAUCUCUGAAGUGCCCCAGCCAGUUUACAAAUCUUCUUACUGAGAGGCUGAUAUUGUUUAGCUGUGCAGGAAAUGUAGGUGUGCACAAAGCAGAACAUAUCCAUGAGACAACACUGUUUUACACCAGACUCUGGUAGACUAAUCAUACUUUUUGAGCAAUGUACUGGAUCCAUUCUGCUAUGAGGUGCACAUUAUAUACAGUUCUGUAUGUUUAAGACCCCCCUCGACCCUGAAAUGUCUACAGUUUCUGCAUAUUUCUACAUGACAAGUCUGCUUGGAAUGUAAUAAACAAGGUGCAUUUGUCAAAGCA
This is a messenger RNA of Lates calcarifer (barramundi perch), 2091 nucleotides long. RefSeq names its product troponin C type 1a (slow) (gene tnnc1a). Gene Ontology annotation, cellular component: myosin II complex. Gene Ontology annotation, molecular function: calcium ion binding. The transcript has 6 exons. The record is from RefSeq and is a predicted model, not a curated record. NCBI's taxonomy places the organism in Eukaryota, Metazoa, Chordata, Actinopteri, Centropomidae. Bases 976 to 1461 code for a protein of 161 amino acids.